This is a messenger RNA of Xyrauchen texanus (razorback sucker), 2424 nucleotides long. RefSeq names its product CDP-L-ribitol pyrophosphorylase A (gene crppa). The record is from RefSeq and is a predicted model, not a curated record. Gene Ontology annotation, cellular component: cytosol. Gene Ontology annotation, molecular function: D-ribitol-5-phosphate cytidylyltransferase activity. Gene Ontology annotation, biological process: isoprenoid biosynthetic process; protein O-linked glycosylation via mannose. The coding region runs from base 165 to 1484 and encodes 439 amino acids. Lineage: Eukaryota; Metazoa; Chordata; Actinopteri; Cypriniformes; Catostomidae. The transcript has 10 exons.
AGUCUGCCGGUGGACAGCAUGACAGAGUAACUGCGGAUGAACCGCAACAUUAUUCCGGCGAAAUACUGCUCAAAUCGCGCCGAUGACAAUGCAUAAUCAAGCUACGAGGUUUUUCCGAUGAAUAGGGUUGGUACAUGUGAGGAAGACAUUAAAAUCUUUCAGAAAUGCAAGAAGAGAGCGGUUCUUCGUCAUACAGGCCUCUCGAGCCCGGCUGUCUAUUCGCAGGUGCCGCAGAGCGAAGAGAUGACCGGCCCGGGCACACCGCGGUCGAUUUCCCGGUAGCUGUAGUGCUGCCAGCCGGUGGCUCCGGGGAGAGAAUGGGACUGCCCACACCAAAACAAUUCUGCACGAUUCUCGACAGACCGCUGAUAAGCUACACGAUUCAAGCCUUCGAGAGAUUGUCAUGGAUUGGAACUAUUGUUGUUGUCAUUGCUAAGGAGAACCACGACUUGAUGCUGAAUAUUGUCAGAAAAUUUAAUCACACAAAGGUAAAAGUUGUCCAUGGGGGAACCACCAGACACAGGUCCAUCUUUAAUGGACUUCAGGCCUUCAGUAAUACUUCAGAUGACUCAUUGACUCCCAAACCAAAAGUGGUCAUCAUCCAUGAUGCUGUACGGCCGUUUGUGGAAGAAGACCUUCUUCUGAAAAUUACCUUGGCCGCUAAAGAGCAAGGGGCCUCAGGAGCGAUACGUCCUCUGGUGUCUACGGUUAUUGCCACCACAUCAGAGGGUUACCUGGACCACUCACUGGAGAGAGCAAAAUACAGAGCCAGUGAAAUGCCUCAAGGAUUUCUUUAUGACUUCAUUUUCCAGGCCUACCAGCGGUGCAGUGAAUUUGACUUUGAGUUUGGCACAGAGUGCCUGCACUUGGCUUUGCAAUACUGUGGCACAAAUGCAAAGCUCAUAGAAGGACCACCGACUCUGUGGAAAGUGACCUAUAAAAGAGAUCUAGCAGCUGCGGAGGCUAUUAUUAAAGAGACUCUUUCGAUGUCAGCUUAUAUCAUCACAGAAGAUGAUGCAGAAGCUGUAAAGCUGGCCAAAACACUCCAAAAAAAUCUGGCAACCCUGAAUAUGAUGGUGACAGACAUCAUUCCAUGUGCAAAGGAAAUUAAUUCAGACUCCUUGUCAAAAACUCUGAACUUCAUUCAGAUAUCCGAGAAUGGAUCAAACUUCUCAGGGGUCCUAGAAAUGGUGAAAAGUUUUGAGGACACAAACCACUCUCGUUUAUACCCAGUAGUUAUUGUUUGGGUUCAGCUGAACAUGACAAAGCAGUCCUUUGAUACCCAAAAAGCAGAUGAUUUAAAAUCCUUCAUGGGUCUGGCCUCUGAUGUCUUACAAGGAAAUAUUCUGCUUUAUGGAAUUCAGAUUGAUCACUCCAAGGUGCCUGAGCAGUGGGAAAGGUCUGUGGAGAGACUUGCUCAGAUUACGGUCGCUCUCAUAAGAGACAGAAACGCUGCUCUAACUGGGCAGAUGCUUCAAGCUUGAAACUACAGUACAACUAAGUAGUACAGUAUGACAGAUGGACAACCAGGAUAUGGCUGUGUGGAUCAGAAAGACAGCAGUUCAGCAUGUCAAAGGUCAUUUCAAACAGUUCAUGGUCAAGCAUUUCAAUUUUAAAUAAAUGACAGAUAAAGAUAUUGGUCCUUAUUCUUGAGGCAUGAGCAAAGCAAACUUUUGUGUACAUUGAAUUCAUAAAGCCAUGCUUAUGUUAUACAAAUGGAUUAAUGAACACAUUUCUGUGAAAAUCAUUCAUUUAUGAUUUACGUAGGCAUGUGUUCAACUCGUGUUAUAAAUAAGGCCCCAUUAAUGAGUGUAUGGUGGUAUAUUGUGAAGACUACAAGCAAUUUUGAAUGCAAAUUUGGCUUGCUUUGUCAAGGCAUACGCACAUCAACAAAGAUACUUGCACAAGCAAACCCCACUCGGAAUCCUUCAAUAUUUUUGUUUGUAAUAAAUAAAUGUAAUGCAAUUAAUGUAAUAAAUAGUUCUCUGGUUUAGCUCCUUUGUUUAUUCUUCUGGGGUCAGAUCAUAUUCAUAAACAUUUUUCUGUUACAUAGUAAAUGAUUUAUGAGUAAUUAUGGUGUCUCAUUCUGUGUCUUACUUUACAUGAAGUAUAAUCUCACGUUGUCUGUAUACUGUAGCUAAUGAAAUGCUGCCAUCUUGUGGAAGGGUAUAAAACAUGUUGUUUUGCCUUAUACUUCGCAGCUGUGUUGGAUAUGACAUCACAACACUAAAUCCUUAUAGUCAGACAUAUUUUUUUAAAUUGAUUGGAUUUAGUUUUGUUUGUUUUUCUUAAAUUUCUCUAAAUUCUCAAACCGGUCUUAUCCCUUACAAUAUUCUCUUAGCGUGUAGAAUAGAUUAUCUGAUUUUCAAAUGUACUUUCUGAAGCUCUAAUACACUGUUUUGCAUUUGAAUAAAGUUAUAGAUU